Molecule: messenger RNA, 1212 nt
Organism: Sardina pilchardus (European sardine)
Lineage: Eukaryota; Metazoa; Chordata; Actinopteri; Clupeiformes; Clupeidae
Product: roundabout homolog 2-like
Exons: 4
Coding region: 652-1212 (186 amino acids)
Biological process (GO): cell-cell adhesion
Source: RefSeq, a predicted model, not a curated record
CCUAUCACAUCCACUCGUUUGCCUGCUUACAGUGCUUGAACACCCGGGGCGACUUAACCAGUGCCCCGGUGUGAAACGCACAAGACUUGGACACAGCGGCAUGGAACUUAGGAGUCCUAUGACGGGGAUUUAACUGUAUUUUCGCGUUUAGCCGAGACAGCACACAGCACGAUGAUAUGCAAGGUGCUCUGACUGCUCUCAAGAACCAUCUGAAGGAUUCCAAACCAAUGAGCGGGGUUUGAAUAAGGGGCUGUGUUUUUCUUUUUGUAUGGAAACAUCAGAAGAACUAUUAUUCACUCACUGUUCAUGGAUUGUUUUUGGUUUACUGUCGCACUGAUUUAAGAUAACUCUAUCCCAGCAUUAAGUUAAUGUGUGUUGCGAACAGCUGGGAUAACACACAGCGGCUUCAGUCCUCAGUGACUUGUUUGGUUCUUGCAUGUCUGUGGAGAUGUGCUUAAUGUUUUCGUAUUCAAAAUUAAUAAAAUGAAAAUUUUAACAUUUGGACAGCGCACGUGGCUGUAGCUCGACUAUAGGAACAAAACUGAAGCUUCUGUUUCUAAGGAGGAACAGUUGACUUUCCUCACUUUCGGGGAAAAUACUGUGGCUAAAUCAAGAAUUUGCGCGGAAGCCGUGGAUCUUUACUAUGUCAGAAUGGGUCCGCUAGCGUACAUCUUACUUUGUGGAUUAUUACACUUUCAAGUCGACGGAUCCCGUCUUCGCCAGGAGGACUCCCCUCCGCGGAUACAGGAGCACCCCUCUGACCUGAUCGUGUCCAAGGGGGAGCCGGCCACCCUCAACUGCAAGGCGGAGGGCCGGCCCACCCCGACGGUGGAGUGGUACAAGGACGGCGAGCGCGUGGAGACCGACAAGGACGACCCGCGCUCCCACCGCAUGCUGCUGCCCAGCGGCUCGCUCUUCUUCCUGCGCAUCGUCCACGGCCGCCGCAGCAAGCCCGACGAGGGGGCGUACGUGUGCGUGGCCCGCAACUACCUGGGCGAAGCCGUCAGCCGCAACGCGUCGCUGGAAGUAGCCUUACUGCGGGACGACUUCAGGCAGAACCCCACGGACGUGGUGGUGGCGGCGGGGGGAACCGGCCAUCCUGGAGUUGUGUCCCGCCCCGCGGUCACCCGGAGCCCACCAUCUACUGGAAGAAGGACAAAGUGCGCAUCUGAUGAGAAGAUGACCGGAUUAAGAUUCGAGGAGGGAAGCUGA